This is a messenger RNA of Gossypium raimondii (Peruvian cotton), 1323 nucleotides long. Its product is annotated as GDSL esterase/lipase At2g04570. The transcript is spliced from 3 exons. The record is from RefSeq and is a predicted model, not a curated record. NCBI's taxonomy places the organism in Eukaryota, Viridiplantae, Streptophyta, Magnoliopsida, Malvales, Malvaceae. Gene Ontology annotation, molecular function: hydrolase activity, acting on ester bonds. The coding region runs from base 108 to 1175 and encodes 355 amino acids.
AUCAGAAAGUUAGAAAAUAAGAAAUAAGAAAGUUAGCUCGAUCCCUCCCCUCCCCACCCCUACCACAUUUGUAUAUAUAUAUAUAUAUAUAGUCUGUUUGAAAAUCUAUGGAAUUGAAGCAAAUGGCGCCAUCGAUACACAUCUUAUGGCUCCUUUCAAUUCAAUUUUUGGUGUUGGUUAAUGGGGGCAAAAUUCCAGCAAUCAUAGUGUUCGGGGACUCCUCAGUUGAUUCUGGGAAUAACAACUACAUCCCCACCGUAGCUAGGAGCAAUUUUCAACCUUAUGGUCGAGACUUCAACGGUGGGCGUCCAACGGGAAGAUUUUCCAAUGGCAAAAUCACAACCGACUUCAUCUCCGAUGCUUUCGGCCUCAAACCGGCAAUUCCUGCUUACCUCGAUCCUUCCUAUAGUAUAUCCGAUUUCGCCACCGGAGUUACCUUUGCUUCUGCCGCAACCGGAUACGACAAUGCCACUUCCAAUGUCCUCUCAGUGAUACCACUAUGGAAACAACUGGAGUACUACAAGAACUAUCAAAAGAAACUGAGAGCCUAUCUGGGAGAUAGGAAAGCCAACGGCGUAAUCAGCGGGGCUUUAUACCUGAUAAGCGUGGGAACGAACGAUUUCCUGGAGAACUAUUACGCAAUCCCAGGCCGUUCAUCGGAAUACACCAUCGAAGAAUACGAAAACUUCCUGGUUGGGAUCGCCGCAAGUUUCACAGAGAAGCUGUAUGAACUUGGAGCCCGGAAGAUAUCGUUAGGAGGGCUGCCUCCGAUGGGGUGUAUGCCGUUGGAGAGAACCGGGAACCUUAUGGGUGGAAGCGAGUGUGUGGAUAGUUUCAACAAUUUGGCAGCCGAUUUCAAUGGGAAACUGAAUGCUUUGGUGAUUAAACAGAACAAAAAGUUUCAUGGAAUGCAGAUGGUGUUUUCAGAUCCCUAUGGUAUUUUGAUGAAAAUCAUUCAAAAGCCUGCAGUUUAUGGGUUCGAGGUAACGGCGGUGGCAUGUUGUGCAACAGGGAUGUUCGAAAUGGGAUACGCAUGCAGCCGGAGAAAUCCUUUUACAUGUUCCAAUGCCGACAAGUUUGUGUUUUGGGAUUCUUUUCACCCCACUCAGAAAACCUGUUCUAUCAUAGCCACUUACAUUGUUCAAAAUGCUUUGACCAAGUUCCUUUCACAUUAAUUAUAUGCACAACUAUGUGAUAUAAGCCAAAAAAAAAAAAAUUCUGUAUAACUCUAGAUUUUUUUUAUCAUUUUUAUAUUUAAUAUAUUUGUUAUUUAUGUUAUCUUCAAUAAUAAUAAUUUAGAAUAGAAUUUUAAGUUGUAAUUUA